CUAAUGCAGAGGAAACUGGUUUAUCAGUUUCCUCUUUGGUUGGUAAAGCCUGUUUUGGGACCUGUAGCCUGGAGAUUUCUUAGAGAUUUGGGAGGGAUGAAAUCUCCAAUCCUGGGCCCAUAUUUUGGGAGCAGCCAGCGUGCUGAUUGCACAGGUGUGUGCAGGCCUUUUAGGGGAAGCCAGGCCAUGAUUCUGGGCUCCACCCCGGCAAACGGAGUCAGGAGGGCUCCACCCCGGCAGAUAGGAGUCAGGAGGAUUCUACCCCGGCAGGAGGUCUCUGCCGUGGAGUCAGGUGGAAGCCAGACUAGCUGUGGGCUAGUG
Staurois parvus is the source of this 321-nucleotide messenger RNA. Lineage: Eukaryota; Metazoa; Chordata; Amphibia; Anura; Ranidae. The record is from the annotation of a GenBank genome assembly.